GCGUAAUAAUACUCUCAAACGCUAAAACCUCAAACAUCUCUCUCCUUUUCGCUUCUUCCUCUGCAAACAACGAUAGGCGGGUUUCAUGGUUUUCGGGUUUCAGUACUAGCCAAUGGCGGGAGACAACAGCAACAACAACACUGUUCCUCUGAUGAGGACGGCUGCGGAACCUCGGGUUUUGCCGGUUUCUGAGGGGGUGGAGGUGGCGGGUGGCUUAGAGGAGAAGCUGAACUAUGUUGAAGGAGAUGAUGGUCAUGGAGGAGAGGCGGUGGGGGCAAGCAGCGGAGGGGGUGAGUUGACUGGCAAGAGAAAGAGAGGGCGGCCGAGAAAACAACCAGCAGUGGAGGAAUUCAUGGUGGUUCCGGAAUCUUCAGCCUCUCCUCAAAAGCGGGGGAGAGGGCGCCCGAAAGGGUCAGGCAAAUGGCAAACCUUGGCUGCUUCUUUAGGUGAAACGGCGGCGGAGUCAGCUGGAAGCAACUUCACUCCUCACACAAUUGCAAUUCAACCAGGGGAGAAUAUUGUUCAAACAAUCUGUUCAUUUUCUCAAAGGGCUUCUGAAUCAAUUUGCAUUCUUUCAGCUUCUGGUACAGUCUCCAGUGCAGAAAUUCUCCGACCUGGUUCAUGUGGUGGCAUUCUUAGAUACGAGGGCCGCUUUGAGAUUGUAUCUCUAACUGGAUCACAUUCAAACAAUGCAGCCGGCGGUGGUCAAGGCAAAAUUUGUCUUUUAAGUGUUCAACUGGCUAAUCCUGAUGGUGGCCUUUUUGGUGGUGCUGUAGCAGGUUCACUAAUUGCAGGAGGGCCAACUCAACUUGUCAUUGCUACAUUUAGGCAGAAGUUCAGGGAGCAGCCGAAGGUGCAGUAUCACAUCGAACCUUCAAAGCCUAAUCAAGCUGCAGUUGCAGUACCAUUGCAGACAGCAGACGACAUCCCAGAUUCCGAAAUGAAUGGUCUAUCUCUAUCAACAGCUCCUCCCGUCCCAGCUCCACCCAUUGAUGGAAUGGAUAAAGGCAUGAAUGGCCCUGAUGUUAACCAUGCUUCCUCUCAGCCAUUUGAUUGGAACUCCUUGCAAUCGUCUGUGCACAUGUCACAACAUGUAUUACCGUCUGAUGUUAAUACAGGAGCUGCUGAUUAGGACAACCACCUCCUUUUUUCUCCUCACCUAAAUGGAAAACCACCUACAACACAUUUCUUGUUCAUGUUUGAACUCAACGGCUUCUUCAGUUGGCAGUGUUGAAAGUCUCACCAGUAAUAUAUGUCUUUAUUCAAACAUCUAUAUUCUGAUCUCAAUUUUUGCAAAUCAUUCUUGUGUCUAUGAACUUAAUCAUGAGACAGGAUCUAGUUUAACUACAUCUUGGGUGAUCAUAUGUUGGCAAAUAAACGGUACGUCUUGGCAUCAAGACUGAUCUGUCUUACAGCUGCAACUGCUGCUAUAACUCCCAACACUGAGAAAACCACAGCUAUCAUGG
Sesamum indicum (sesame) is the source of this 1466-nucleotide messenger RNA. RefSeq names its product AT-hook motif nuclear-localized protein 11. Gene Ontology annotation, molecular function: minor groove of adenine-thymine-rich DNA binding. The record is from RefSeq and is a predicted model, not a curated record. Lineage: Eukaryota; Viridiplantae; Streptophyta; Magnoliopsida; Lamiales; Pedaliaceae.